AUGUCGCGUUUCGACUAUGACACUAUAUUUUACAGAGUUUUCUGUGCCACGAUCCUGGGUAUUGCUUUCACAUUUACAGUUAUUUUAACUAAUGUCUUCAUUGAUAUUGAUGGUUUGUUAUCGAAAAAAUAUGAUAAUAGUCCACACUCAUUACCAAAUGCCAUAGAAGAUAACAAGCCGAUUGAAAACAUUAAAAACGAAAUUGAGUAUAAUGAGGAACAGAAUUAUAUGUACGAUACUGAUUCGUACAGAGCUAAACGUUCUAUAGAGCCAAAUGAUUUCGUUUUCCAAGUAAAAAAUCCAAACAUGAAGAAGAUUUUAACAAAUAAACUGGCAACACUGCUCGAAGAAAUGGACGAAGAGGAAACAGCAAAAGGUGCUGUUGUCAAACUCGAUGAAAAGGAAACAAGGCGUAAAGAAGAAUUAGACGAAGCAGGGAGCGAUAAUAUGUUACAUUUGGCAAUGCAUAACAUUUUGUUACAAGGUAUAAUCGGUCACAUGGAUUUAAAUGACGUCUAUAAAAAGGUUCACUUGUUGAUAAGAAACUUUUACGAUACCAAAAAUUCUGAAAAUCCUCAAAAAAAUGAUAAACUAGGAGAAUCUAAAGAUAUAGGAACGAAACAUACAUCCAAUCCAGAAGAGCAAAAAUUUUUCGAAGAACUAUUAAAAUGUAAAUCAUUGCAAAAUCAAUUAGUUGAAGAUACGAAGAAUGAGAGCCAAUAUACCAUUUUAAAACAGAAAGAACCUAAACUCUUCAUAAAAACAGUUAUUGAAAUAAAUGAAAAUAGAAAAAUUAAGAAGGAUAACGAUUCACAAAAUAAAGAUAUAAUUGGACUUAUAAAAUUAAUAUACAACGGCAAAUCUAUUAAAUUUCAAAAAAUGGAUGACGAUGACACGCAGCUCAUGAAGGAAAAAUUACCAAAUGAAAAAUAUAAAACUUCCAGAACUAUUCAUAUGUAUAGCAAUAAUAACGAAGAAAUUCCAGCAAGUAGUACUGUACGAAGUAUAGAUGAUAAUUUCAUGUCCAAUCCUGCAUUUCAUAAAAUGAUCGAGACAUAUUUAAAACAAUAUCCUAUAGGUAAUCCUUCACAAAAAGAUGUCGAUAGAAAAGCAACGGCCAAUCGUUUAAAAAGGCAAAUAAAAAUUCACUAUGUUGAUAAAGCUUCAACGCGUAAACCUAAACCAGCUCAUGAUAAAAUUAAGAAAGACGAUGAAGAACUGUAUAUUGAAAUAGAAACGCAUUUUGAUGGAAAGGGCAGUAAAGGAGAAAAAAAGAAAAAAUUGGUUCGCAACCUCAUUGACAAAAUACAAAAAGCUAUCAACGAAGAUGCUACAAGUGUUCAUGAGAAAAAACCAAGUUUCAAACAUAUCAAAGUUAAAAAAAGAAAUCAAGAUCCCAUCAAGCCCAAACACGACUAUUUCUUUAGCAAAAUAGUACCUUCACUUCUACAUAUUGAUCACAGAGAAGUUGAUCCUAUCGGUAAAAUUUUACCGCCUGUGGAUAAUAUUUUAGACUACCGCGGUAAUAACUGGAAACGUAAGAACUAUGGUCCUGCCUUUUUAACAGCUUCCAAAUCUGUGAAUUCCGCUGAAAUGGGUGAACUUGUUAUUCAUUAUGACAGUAUGUUGAAUGAUGAUAUCCCAAAACGUGUACAAAAACCAAUAACCGUAGAACAAGACAACUUUAAAACCAAUAAUACCAACAAUGUAACGUUUUACUUAAAGGAUAUUGAUGGGUCUGGAUUUUCAGUAGGUUUCAAUCAAUAUGUUGAUGAACCACCAGAUGCUGAUAGUCUUAAACUGUUUAAUGGUUUAGAAAAUCUUAUAAAGGAAUAUCAUAAAAGUUAUGACACUGAAGAUGUUAAUAAUAUGGAUAAAGCUGAUAACUUUGUAGAUGGAGAACAAUAUCCUAAAAGAGAACAGGAAAAUUUCUCGAUCGCUAUAAACAACAACUACAACAAUUAUUUAAACUUGCCAAAAGAAAUAGAUCGGUCAUUGAAUAGACAAAAACGUUCCCUUUCGGUGAAAAAGAUUUCAAACAUCAAAACCAAGGUAAAAUUAAAUAAAUUCCUCAAUACAAAGACGAUGAUGAAAAAGCGAUUGUUCUUGAAUAAUAAAAGAAAUAAGAGAGAAGUUAAUAAAAUAAGAAUAAUAGCUAGGGAACGUUCAUCUCGGCCCGAGAAAGGAACAACCGAUAAUUUAUUUUUAGUACCUCCAGAAAAUACAGAUUUCAGUAGAAAAUCUGCUAUAAAAGACACUGAACUGCCUGACACUAUGGUAGAUGAAAGUGAUAUGCAAAAUGGUGAUCUAUUACCCUUGACAGAUUUCUUAGAUAUGAACUAUCCCAAUCAACCCGUUUCACCUCUUGAAGAUGGCCGUAAUUUACAGCAAGCUGUGCUUAUGUCAAAAUACCCACACAUAUUUUUCGAAGAGGUUCCUAAAUCUACAGAAUUUUAUUCCGAAGAAAAACCACAAGUGCAACCUUACAGAAUACAAGCAAGAACACGAAAUAACAAACAAACGAAAGUUGAAUCUAAUGCAAUGGAAUCCCUACCAGUUCUAUCUAAUGUUCGCAUCCCUGGCGUUGAAGAUAUAGUCAAUGCGAUUCUGCCACACUCUAAAUCAAACUUCAAGGUGACCGUUAAAAUUUCUCCCAAAAAUUUUACAAAUGACUUACAUUCAGGGUUUAAAGAAAUACACACGAGUGUUAACAAAAGCUAUGAUAAAAACGGGGUACGAUAUUUUUCAACGCUUAAUGUAUCACAAAUAUCAAAAAUAGAGAAUCUCAAUGAAAGUACAGAUGUUAAACAUGUAACUAACACAAGUAGAAAAUUUAUACCUGAGACAGUAAUAAAUAACGAAGCAAAAGAAAGAGAGAAUCAAGUAAAACUACUCUUUGAAUUGCACAAGAAAAGAAUUGAUGAGCAAAUGGACAAUUUACAAAGGGAAAGAAUGUAUUUGGAAAACUUACUAGACAACAAAAAUGCAUUAAUCCAGAACCCUUUUUUAGAUAUCACAGAUAAUAUUUACAGACAAAAUAAUUAUGUAACUGAAAUUAGCGAUAAAACAGUACCUACAACAACUUCUGUUACCCCAACAACAUCAAAAACUACAACCAGACCUCCAUUAACUACAACACGCGCUAAAACGACACCAAAACCUGUUAAUGACCAAGAAAAGGAAUUCCUCAUAGCAACUAUAAAACACCACAAUAAUACCACGAAUGAGAUAUUAAGAAAAAUAAACGAAAACACAAAUUUAUUAAGAAUAUUUCUAAACAAAUUGUCAAAUCACCUAGAAUAUAACGAGCAAACUUCGGAAAAACCAAAAGAAGCAAUGGAUUGGAAGAACUUCACGCCGAACAAGCAGCUCUUUCGUAAACUAUCAGAAUUCCACAACAGCACCCAUAAUAUUCCCUAUAUUUAUACCUUCUCCCAACCAAUUGAGACAAAUCCUUCAAUAAACACAUUUGUCUUCGUUCUGUUGCUGUUUGAGCCUCAAACUAUCUUCUCACAUGCGAUCGCUAAGCCAGAGAUAUCCAAUGAUACAGAUGUGUUUGAAGUUAAGCCUCUGCCAGAUAAUGGGUUACAGCUCAUAGAUAACAAUCCAAAGGAACCAUCUCUGUUUGAGAUUAUUUAUUACCAUAUAAUAAGGAAGCCAUUUGGAGAGGUUGCACCCAAUAAUGAUACACCAAAACGUCUUGAUUUCGAUCAAUCCGUCAGACCGUUUACUAAUGGACAGGGCUAUCAAUUCGUGGAAUGGAAACCAGAAGAGAUACACCCUGUAGAGGCAGUACAAGAUGUAACGAAAAAACCUGAAGACAAAGACACAGACGAAAAAAGCGACGAAGACGACAAGAAAACGUCAUUAGAAAAUGACUCAGUAGAAAAGCCUGCAAGUGCUGAAGAUGGAAAAAAAUCUGAUAAAGACGAUGGAGACAAGAAAGAUGACAAAUCUGAUUACAAUGAUGAGGACCAAUCUGCCCACGAUAGAAGAAAGAGAGAAAUAAAUGACGAGAAUAUUCCAUCAGCGCCAACCCUGCCCGAUCUUAAUUUAAAUGAAUUGCCAAGCGACGUACGAAAAAUAUAUGAAAACUCCCCGGCAAAUGAACAAGACAGUGAUUCCACUGAAAAAGUGAAUAAACCAAAAUCGUUACCUGCUGAAGAAAAGAAAAAUCAUGAAAGGGACAGUUCAUCAGAUGAAAAUUCUGAUGAGAGUAGUAAAAAACCAAAUAAAGAAUCCAAAUCUCCACAGAAAGGCAAAUCGACUACCGAAAAUAAUAAAGGCGAAGCAGACAAUAGUUCAUCAGAUGAAAAUUCUGCAGAAGCUAAUGAACAACCAACUAAAAACUCAAAACCUUACAGAAAAUUAAACCCGGCCGAUAAUAAGGAAACAAAAAAGAAACCAAAACGUGAAAAAAAGGCCGAUAUCAAAGAAAAACCAAGAUCCGAAAAGAAGAAAGAUAAAACAGAAAAACCUGAAUCUGAUAGUGAACCAAGUAAGCAGACAAAUGCCAAAUCUGAAGCUGGCAAGAAAAAACCUGUAGUACCUAAAGAAAAGCCGAACCGUAAGAAACCUAGGGAACAUAAAGAAUCGAAAUCAGCUACAGAAAAGAAACCUUCAAAAGCUAAAGAAUCGAAAGCUUCAAAGAAGGAACCUUCGAAAUCUGAUGAAGAAAAAAAAACUCCGAAACCUAAGCCGAAAGAAUAUAGAAACCCAGCCACAAAUUCCAACAAACCAUACAACAAAAAACAUACGCCAGAAUCGUCUACAGAAACAACAACCAGUAACAGUUCUGAUGAUGCCACAUUAACAACCACAGAUUGCGGUUGUGAAGAUACCACACCCAAUUCUACACCCACAGAGGAACAAGAAACUACAACCGUUGUUAAUCAAACGAGUUAG
This is a messenger RNA of Zerene cesonia (dogface butterfly), 4905 nucleotides long. Its product is annotated as putative leucine-rich repeat-containing protein DDB_G0290503. The coding region runs from base 1 to 4905 and encodes 1634 amino acids. The transcript is spliced from 14 exons. The record is from RefSeq and is a predicted model, not a curated record. Lineage: Eukaryota; Metazoa; Arthropoda; Insecta; Lepidoptera; Pieridae.